Molecule: messenger RNA, 746 nt
Organism: Exophiala oligosperma
Lineage: Eukaryota; Fungi; Ascomycota; Eurotiomycetes; Chaetothyriales; Herpotrichiellaceae
Exons: 2
Coding region: 121-537 (138 amino acids)
Source: RefSeq, a predicted model, not a curated record
CUUCACGUCUCUUUCCAUAUCCUCAAUCAAUACAUACUGUUCGCAUUUGUUUAUAAUUCUCGACAAACUCUCCACUCCUCAUCUUGACUCCAACAAAGAUAUCCUUCACCAUUGUCCACGAUGGCAGAUAAAACCAAAGCCACCUCAAUCAACAAACCAACCUCAUCCUCCUCAUCUUCCAGUUACGUCUCUUCGUCAGGACAUGUUCUCGAAACACCUCCCAUCACCGCCCGCAUCUCCCGAGUGGGCGACGACAUCUACAACUUUUUAGGUUUAUACUUUGUCUCCCUCUUCAGUCUAGAUCCGUACACGGCGGCGCAGAAUUCGCAGUUCAACACCCGCGGGCGCCCGAAUGCGUACCAGGAACGGACGCGGUGGGGAGGAGUCAAUCGUACGGGGGCCGGUCCUGGCGGUAGUGGUAGCAGUGGCAGCGGAUCAGGCUCAGGAUCAGGCUCAGGAUUCGGCGGAGGUGGUGCAGGUAGAAGAUUCGGCGGAAUAGACGACGUCAGGGCACCCGAGUGCGGGAGCUGUGGUUGACAGGACGAGACGUGAACAAACCGGACGAGCCCAAUCGUGGGCUGGUACAUAUGAGCAUGGCGUGUGGCGUUACAGGUUAUCUAGUGAUAUUGCAGGAGAUAAACACUCAGGUCUUCUAAGUUGCUGGAAAAGGUCAAUCUAGUCUAGCCAUUGGUUGACAAUGACGAUGAAAAUAUUUCAUUCUGAUCUCUUAUCUUCCACCGAUGAAG